GCGUGGUAGGAUCCGCCGCGAUGGAGCAGUUCCUAGUGGAGGUGCCGCUGCGCUUCUCCCGGUUGCCCAUGUUCCCCUUCUUCGACCUGGCGCAUUAUGCGGCCUCCGUGAUGACGCUGAAGGAGCAGCGGGGAGCCGUUGAAGUAUCGAUUCACAGCCCAGUUGCAUGCUGGUUCAGCGCGAUGCUUUACUGCUUUGGAGGGUCCGUUUUAUCUUCCCUGAUGCUAGCAGAACCUCCAGUUGCAUUUCUUGCCAACACCACAAGUGUUCUCCUUGCCUCGUCGGUCUGGUAUCUUGUAUUUUACUGCCCACAUGAUCUAGCCUACCGCUGUUUCUCUUUUCUACCUAUACGACUGGUGGUUGCAGGAAUGAAGGAAGUGACUAAAACAUGGAAAAUAACAGGCGGAAUUGCACAUGCACACAGCCACUACAAAAAUGCCUGGAUGAUCAUGAUAGUAGUUGGCUGGGCCAGAGGAGCUGGUGGCGGUCUAAUAUCCAACUUUGAACAGUUGGUGAGAGGUGUAUGGAAGCCUGAAACUAAUGAACUGCUGAAGAUGUCCUACCCUGUGCAAGCAAGUUUGAUAGGAGCUGUACUUUUCACAAUGCAGCAUGUUGGUUACCUUCCAGUAGCAAAGCAUCAGCUUAUGUUCUUUUACACCGUCUUCUUGGUGAUCACAAAGGCGGCCAUGAUGCUGACGCAACGCGUGACUUCUCCAUUUGCGCCGCUUGAGAUGGUACUGGGCCGCUUCCUCUUUAGUCAGCACCCAGCUAGUUCGAAGGCCCAAGUGCCUUAUAAUGGCACCUCCUCGACCUCUGACCAUGCUACUAACCGAGAAACUGGUGAUGGUGCUAAGAAAAAACUGGCAAAGAAAACGGAAUAAUUGCAUUGCCAAGGGCUGGCUGGGUGGGUGGGUCUAAAAAUGGCUUGUUUGUAUGUGCCCAUAAAUAUUUAAUAUUUCUCUUUCCUAAUGAUGUGAAAUGACAAUUGUGUAUGAGGAAAUUCCUAGCAAGAAGCUAGCUACAAUAGCCUCUGAACUCUGUCAAUGGUAAAAGUUUUCUUGUUCAGUGGAGCUUUUGCAGGCUACAUUGCCCAUGAACUAUUUGUACUGCCUACUACUACUACUGCCGCCAUGUGGCUCUGUGUAGCCUCUGAAGCUUUUUUGGUUUUGUUUUGUAAACUAGAAUUCACAUUUGGAUAAGAUGCAUCAUGUUAGAUUUCUUUUUCUAAUGUAAAUGAUAAGAGAAUAUAUUGCGAUUUUUACUUGUAUGAGAAAUGUUAUGGAGGUGAAAUAGGUUUUCUAGUUAAGAAAACAAAACCCCUAACUUUUAAAAAGCUUGAUUAAAAUAUUUUCUGGCAGCAGCACAAUGCAACAGCCAGACUUGACAAUUUCUGUUAAUUAUAACAUAUUUGGGACAUGGUCCAGCCGUGGUUGGACACUUUCAAAUCCAGUGGGAGAGAUUUAAGCAUGUGUGUUUUGGGACUUCAUCGUGCUUAAUUGUGGCUGAAUUGUACCCUGACAUUUCAUUCUUUAAUAGCAAAGGGUUGCUCUCCCAAUAUUUCAAUACACAAAAGGGUUUAAUCUAGUUGAGCAAUGUGAACACUUUUUUUCAUAAAAAAUGUAAUGUAUUCAGUGAUUGAAAAGAACAGUAAUUAAACUGUGCUAUCAGAUAAAACAAACCAGCUUAGUCUUCCAACAAAACCACUUAAUUCUUGAUACACUGCUACUGAAUUGUCUUGAAGGCACAAAUUUAUAGUGGUUUUCACACUCGGCUUGAGUCACAAGCUAUCUUAUAGGCUUUUUUCACAAAACUUUCAUACCAGGUUUUCAAACUUUUCUACAUGUACUCACUUGAACCACUUGGGAUAUUAAGUGUUUUGUAGCAUGAGCUCCAACUUUUCUUUGCUGGUUUUUUAAAAAAUGGAGCAACGAAACCUGUUGAAAGUGGAAUUCAUAUGGCUUGUGUUUUUGAGCAUGCGUUUUUCAAACAGUACCACUUUUUAAUAAGCCAGGGAUGUAUUGUAGAAAGGACUCAGACCCCCCCUCCAAAAUAUAGCACUUUGGGUAGUUUUCAGUGGUGUAUCAGCACUAGCGCACAUGAUAUUGCAUUAUUAGAAAUCAAUGCUUGCGCAAGGUAGCUAGUACAAUGGGUAAAAGCAGGUAUUUGCUGCUGAAAUUUGCUGCCAAAUAGCUGUUUUCCCCCUGUAGUGCCUGUUAUAUAGUGCAAAAAAAUGGUGCAAUGUCGGUAAUGCUAGUGGGAGCACACUGUUGGAUGCGUACAUGAAAAAUAUAUGUGUGUAUGUGUUAUUUACAGAAAAAAUGCAUUCUAACAAAAUGCAUUUCUUUUCCCCAGAUAAAUUGGCAUCUCAAUGCUAGCUAAAUCUAGGCCGGACUUGCACAACUUUUGGCCCACCAAGUCAAACAUAGUCCAUCAGCCAUGUAUGGUUACUGUCAGGACUCUGCUAAACUACUGUUGCUGCUUGCCUGAGACUACAAAAACCAUGUAGGGCAAGAGCAACAGACUUGUGGUCUUUCAGAUAUUUUAGCCUACAACUCCCAUCAGCUCUAAGCAACAUAGCCAAUGGUGAAGGAUGAUGGGAGUUGAAGGCCGAUUGCCUAGAAAGAAAAACAAGAAGGCACCAAUUGUAGGAUAGUCUCUUUCCAAUCACUUGCUUGGCUUGGUAGGUCAGAAGUAGUGUAGGCCUACUUUAAAAUGUUUCUAUUCUUUAGCUAAGCAUUUCGAAACUUUAAUUAUGAUUUUUGGCUUUUCUUACAUCCAG
This is a messenger RNA of Elgaria multicarinata webbii, 2779 nucleotides long. RefSeq names its product transmembrane protein 38B (gene TMEM38B). The record is from RefSeq and is a predicted model, not a curated record. Gene Ontology annotation, molecular function: identical protein binding; potassium channel activity. The coding region runs from base 21 to 881 and encodes 286 amino acids. Gene Ontology annotation, cellular component: membrane. Gene Ontology annotation, biological process: potassium ion transmembrane transport. NCBI's taxonomy places the organism in Eukaryota, Metazoa, Chordata, Lepidosauria, Squamata, Anguidae. The transcript is spliced from 6 exons.